UAUCUCCAGGCAGAGUGUGACAGAGAAGUCCGGAAUUCAAUCCUUAAAGGCUUAAACCCCCCCGCCCAUUAAACCCUCUCUGGUUUUAGGGUUUCUUCGUUCUCCUCAGUUAUGAAGACGAGUUCUUUUCAAGGUUUCUCUUACACUUCCUGUCAUUCUUCUCCGUACUUCGAUGCCCGCGGAUCAGUUACCCCGUGGAAAAUGGCCGCCUUUAGCGCCUUAUCGCUAUGUCCGUACACUUUCUCAUUCCGGGCACGCUCUAGAAAUAGGUCUUCCGUCUCGUAUUCCGCCAGUUCUCCUCCUGCUUCAGGCACUUCGUCUAAGGUUCCCCGUAGAAGAUCAAGUAGACUGGAAGGGCCUGGGAGAAGUAUGGAGGACUCAGUAAAACGUAAAAUGGAGCAGUUCUAUGAGGGAGCUGAUGGCCCACCACUCCGUGUCCUUCCAAUAGGUGGCCUCGGUGAAAUUGGAAUGAAUUGUAUGCUUGUCGGAAACUAUGACCGGUAUAUUUUAAUUGACGCUGGUGUCAUGUUUCCAGAUUAUGACGAGCCUGGGGUCCAGAAAAUAAUACCGGACACAACGUUUAUCAAAAGAUGGAGGCACAAAAUUGAAGCUGUUGUCAUAACGCAUGGUCAUGAAGAUCACAUUGGUGCGUUGCCUUGGGUUAUCCCGGCAUUGGACUCCCAUACACCGAUAUUCGCAUCAUCCUUCACCAUGGAGCUUAUAAAGAAGCGAUUGAAGGAGAAUGGGAUCUUCGUUCCAUCUAGACUUAAGACUUUCAAAACUCGAAGAAAAUUUAUGGCUGGGCCAUUUGAAAUAGAACCCAUUACGGUGACUCAUUCUAUUCCUGAUUGUUGUGGCUUAGUCCUUCGUUGCGCUGAUGGUACCAUUCUUCAUACGGGAGACUGGAAGAUCGAUGAAUCACCACUGGAUGGGAAAGUGUUUGACCGUCAAGCUCUUGAGGAACUGUCAAAGGAAGGAGUAACCUUGAUGAUGAGUGACUCAACAAAUGUAUUGUCACCGGGAAGGACAAUUAGUGAAACGGUUGUUGCAGAUGCUCUAAUAAGGAAUAUCUCAGCAGCCAAGGGACGAGUCAUCACGACACAGUUUGCAUCCAAUAUACAUCGUUUGGGAAGUGUAAAAGCUGCUGCUGAUUUAACUGGUCGAAAGUUGGUUUUUGUUGGCAUGUCAUUGAGGACAUAUCUAGAUGCAGCUUGGAAGGAUGGAAAAGCUCCAAUCGACCCAUCUACUUUGGUGAAAGUCGAAGACAUUGAUGCAUAUGCUCCAAAUAAUUUACUGAUUGUCACGACCGGAUCUCAAGCAGAACCACGUGCUGCCCUGAAUCUUGCAUCAUAUGGUAGCAGUCACUCUUUCAAACUUACCAAGGAAGACAUAAUUCUCUAUUCAGCAAAGGUGAUUCCGGGCAAUGAAUCACGAGUGAUGAAGAUGAUGAACCGGCUAGCAGAUAUUGGGCCGACUAUUGUAAUGGGUAGGAAUGAAAUGCUGCACACAUCUGGUCACGCCUAUCGCGGGGAACUUGAAGAGGUUCUUAAGAUAGUAAAACCACAACAUUUUCUACCUGUACAUGGAGAACUCUUGUUCCUGAAGGAGCACGAGUUGCUCGGGAGGUCUACUGGGAUUCGACACACCACUGUUAUAAAAAAUGGAGAGAUGCUUGGGGUUUCUCAUUUGAGAAACAGACGAGUUUUGUCCAAUGGAUUUAGUUCUCUUGGGAAAGAAAAUUUGCAGUUAAUGUAUAGUGAUGGUGAUAAAGCAUUUGGCACAUCAAGUGAACUUUGCAUUGACGAGAGACUACGGAUUGCAUCUGAUGGCAUUGUAGUAGUCAGCAUGGAAAUCUUGCGACCACAUAGCGUUGAUGGUGUUGCAGAAAAUAGUAUAAAAGGAAAAAUAAGAAUAACUACCCGUUGCUUGUGGCUUGACAAAGGGAAACUACUAGAUGCUCUUUACAAAGCUGCUCAUGCUUCUCUAUCAAGCUGUCCUGUGAACUGCCCCUUGGCUCACAUGGAACGAACGGUUGCCGAAGUACUGAGGAAGAUUGUCCGGAAGUAUAGUGGUAAAAGGCCAGAAAUCAUUGCUGUAGCCAUGGAAAAUCCCAUGGCUGUCGUCUCAGAUGAGGUCAGGAUGAAACUAUCGGGCGAUUCAAAUGUUGGUUCUGGAGUGUCAGCGUUAAAGAAAGUUUUGGAAGGACAACCCAGAAGAAGUCGGUCAAAGAAGACAUCUCCACAAGACCGUCCAAGAGAAGUAGAUGAUAUUGUCGGCAGUGCAAGACUGCUGGAUAAUGAAGAAGCCUCGGCAUCAGGUUACACAGUUGAAGAUACGCACUCAGGGAGUUCUGAAGAGUCCGAAGAUUUUUGGAAAUCGUUCAUCACUUCAACAUCACCUUCGCCUGCUGCUAAAUUGGAAAAUGCAUAUACGGUGGCUGAUGCAGAGGUUAAGACAGAGGAUGAAAAGAUCAGUAGCAGAGAUGAUGAUUCAUCUGAAGCGUCAGAUUCCGAGUCAAAGCCUUCAAAACGUAUCAAGCGGAACAAAUGGAAGCCUGAAGAGGUUAAGAAGCUUAUAAGGACGCGUGGAGAACUGCACAGCAGAUUUCAGGUGGUGAAAGGCAGAAUGGCUUUGUGGGAAGAAAUUUCUACAAACCUAAUGGCUGAUGGAAUCAUCAGAAGCCCAGGACAGUGCAAAUCUCUCUGGGCAUCUCUCAUUCAGAAAUAUGAGGAGUGCAAGGCUGAUACAGAAGGGAAGAACAGUUGGCCACACUUUGAGGACAUGGACAACAUCUUAUCCGAGUUAGGUGCUCCAGCAGCAAAAUAGACACGUGUACAUGCCACAUUCAUGUACAUGUAUAUGUAUAUGCCAUAUUCAUAUACAUGCACUGAAGCAUUUCAUGUGUAUACAUGUAUGCGCUUCUCUUGUCUGGUGAUUAACUCUGUAAUGUAACAGAGAUCCAUUGAAGAAGGAUGAAUGACAGAAGGCAGAAGCUCUUGGGAGGAGGUGUGUUCUGGUUAUAACUGAAGAGGAGGUUGUUCAUUAUGCCAUCCAAGUUUCAUUCAUUGUACUUUGUUUCUGUUUUCCUUUCCAUCUUCCGGAAUUUUGACAUCUUUAUCUCAAGGUUAUGGUGGCAUAGAGAUUAGUCAUCUGGUACUGUUCGACCGAAUUGGACCAAACCGGAAAACAUCAGUUGGUUUUUAAAGUUUAUUCAUAA
Messenger RNA from Tarenaya hassleriana, 3217 nucleotides. RefSeq names its product ribonuclease J. Lineage: Eukaryota; Viridiplantae; Streptophyta; Magnoliopsida; Brassicales; Cleomaceae. The transcript is spliced from 16 exons. Bases 112 to 2826 code for a protein of 904 amino acids. The record is from RefSeq and is a predicted model, not a curated record.